AUGAAUUUUAUAACCAAACAAGUGGAAAACAAAUUAGGUGUUGAUUUAAAUGGUGAUGGUGCUGUCGGUUCAGGUGGUGGCAAUUCUCAAGGUCAUGGAGGCAUCGGUGGAGGUAUAAUGAAUCAAGUGGAAAAAGCUGCUCAUAUGGAUCUCAACGGAGAUGGUCGUGUUGGUGGCGGUACGGGUCAUGGUCCACAAUAUGGUGGUAGUGGAUAUGGACAGAAUCCUUAUUCUGGUAAUAGUGGAUAUGGACAGAAUCCUUAUCCUGGUGAUAGUGGAUAUGGACAGAAUCCUUAUCCUGGUAAUAGUGGAUAUGGACAGAAUCCUUAUUCUGGUGGUAGUGGUGGUGGUGGCUUAAUGAAUCAAUUAGAAAAUGCUGCUAAUAUGGAUUUAAAUGGUGAUGGUCGUAUUGGCGGUUCAGGUCGUCAUUAA
Molecule: messenger RNA, 432 nt
Organism: Rotaria sordida
Lineage: Eukaryota; Metazoa; Rotifera; Eurotatoria; Philodinida; Philodinidae
Source: the annotation of a GenBank genome assembly